UCCCUCAUGCAGCGCACCAUUGGUUUUCAGUUCUCUGCGGUACCUAGAGGAGUGAAGAUGUGUAUGCGUAGCUCCGACACCUAGCCUAGGGCGUUACAACUAUGUUAGAGGCGGGAUUAAUAAUUUGUUCAGAGUGACGGAUAAUAACUUAAAAAGUGAUUUAUACAAUCCAAACUAUUAUUGCUCACCAGUCAUCGACCAGGGCUCCUCGAGCAACUAAACUUUGAUCUGUAUACAGAGGACCUGGAGCAACUAUACUCUGAUAUACCAAGAACCUGAACACGGGAUACCUCAGCUCAAGGAGACUUUGACUCAAAGACACCUUGAGCCUAAGAAUCCUGAAAAUCGGCCUCCAAAGCCUCAAAUAUUUUCUUGUCGAACAUAGCACCUGAACCCUGAACUUUUUAAUUUAUAACUGAAUUGGUUCUCAACCUAAAACUUUUGAACACUAAAAGAAUCUAAAACUAAACUUUCAAAUCCUGAGCCGCUGAACUAGGAGCUUCUCACCCUGAGAACUUGAACUAGGGCCUGUUGAACCAAGUGCUCCAGGAACAGAGGAAGUAUGGAGAGGGAGAUCCCUGACGUAUUUAAUAUCUUCGCUUUAGGUAACCCGAGCCUACUGGAUAAGAGACGAGGAGGAAUACCUCUCCCUGGGAUAUCCUCAGCUAGAGAUGAUCAAGGAUACAGAUGGAGUCCAAGAUACGAGGAACAGCUGAAUAAAUGGCAGGACCGAAGUUCUCCGUGUGAGCGUCCUCGAACCUACGACAGGUUCUAUCAGAAGCUCCCUGGAAACUUCCAGGAACCACUCACAGAUAGCGCUAUCUCCGUCUGCUCUAGUGAAGAAAAUGAAAAGAUUGUGAACAGUGAUAAGAAAAAAAGAAAGACUAAAAAAAGUGAACGUCAAUCUCGAAAAGAGCUGCACUACUCUAGAACCUUGACGGAGCAUGAUGUAAGACACCUGGAGCGUCAUCUAUCCAUGAAACGAACCAUCAGAAAGAAGAUAAUGAGAGAUCUUCAGCAAGCAUUCGUCCAGGAUCCCCGGGAGUUCACAAAGGUGACCAGGAAACGAGAUAUAAAUAUGAAAAGCUUAAAUUUUGACCGGAAGAACGGAACUGGACAGUCGGAACCAAAUUUUCUAGAUAUGCUCCGGGAUAGUGAUGACUCAGGGAAUGGGUCUCCAACCAGGAAACCUUUCCUGAGCUGCAGGGAGCGGAGACGUAAACCAUCCAUCCUUGAUGAACCUCUCAAACCUCCGGAGCAGGAUCUGUUGUCCCUUGAGAGGAUAAAACUGGUUGAACCUGCUCCAGAUUACAAUCAGGAAGAAACUGAAGUUGGGAAAAGUAAAAAAUCUUUAUGGCAAAUGUUGACAGGCAGAAAGAAGAAGAAGUAGGGAAGAAGAACAAUAAGAAGAAAAUGGUUGCAUGAGUUUAAUCAAGCCUAGUAUCCGCUCAACCAACUAGUUUCUCAUUAAAAAUAUUUCAUCCUGUCGUAUUCAGCUGCAAGCUGGUAAACUUAUUCACGUAAUAUUAAGAAAAUGAUUCUGUAAUCUGUGGUUCGCAGGACGUGUUAGGGAGAGAAAUCAAGGUUCUGGUUUAUAUCAGAUAGACACCGCUAUAGAAUUAUGCACCCUGAGAAAUAUAUUCGGAACCCUGAGAGAAAUAAACAAUUUGAGUUCGUAUCACGAAUGUCAUUCACAGCUAACAAUAGGAGUUGUAAAUUCACUCUGAUUUCUACAAGGCGUUCUGUAAAAUCUAUUUGUAACAGCAGAGAAAGUACACCCAAUAAAAAUAAACAGAUUA
Molecule: messenger RNA, 1799 nt
Organism: Eurytemora carolleeae
Lineage: Eukaryota; Metazoa; Arthropoda; Copepoda; Calanoida; Temoridae
Exons: 5
Coding region: 563-1390 (275 amino acids)
Source: RefSeq, a predicted model, not a curated record